CUCUGUCCUGUCAUCAUGUGAGCCGGAGCUCCAGGAGCUGAUGAGACAGAUUGACAUCAUGAUCAGUCAUCAGAGGAGGGAGUGGGAGGCUGAGAUUCAGGCCAUGGAGCUCAGGCUGAAGAGUGGAGAAGAGGAGCUGUUGACUUCCAGAAAUCUCAUUGAGCGGAGGGACCUGGAGAUCGGAUUGCUCCGCAAGCAGCUAGAAGAAGUCCAGUCUGGUCGACAAGAGGUGGUUACCAAGUACGAGCAGCAACUACAGAAAGUCCGGGAAGAGUUGGAUAAAUUAAAGAGGAAUUACCAAAAGCUUCAGCGCAAACAGCUCAAGGAGACCAGUCGAGGAGAGGCAGACCGUUCGGAGGUGACCCAACUCAAUGAAAAGAUUGAGGAGUAUCACCAGCGCGCUGCAGAGUGGGAGCAGCAGCAAAUCAGCCACCAGAAACAAAUGACAGCACUGGAGGCCCAAAAGAAGAGCCUGACUGAUGAGCUCACACACAUGAAAUCUCAGAAGGAGCACCGAGAGUGCUGUUCACAGGUGCAACAUCUGCGUGCUCAGCUGGAGAAGUCUCAGGGCAGCAUCCACUCACAGGAGCUUGAACUGGAACGCCUCCGACCGCUCGAGAUUUGGCUGGGACAGUACCAGAGAGAGAAGCAGGUCCUCUCGGAGGAAAGAGAGGAGCUCCACGCCACGCUGGACUCCCAGGAUACAUUUAUGCGAAGAGCCAGCCUCGAGCGCCAGAGGCUUCGCAAUGAAGCUGCCAGACUCAACCAAGCGCUGCAGGCUAAAGAUCAAGUCAUCCGCUCCCUGGAGGACUGUCUGGCAGUUCAGGGCUGUGCUGGUGUGGAAACCCUCAGAAAAGAUCUGGAGAAAACCACAUCCAAGCUCCACUGCGCCCAAACAUGCGAGGCUCAUCUCAAGGCUGAACUGGCUGAAAUGAGAAAGGUCAGAGAGGAGCUUCAGAGAGCGAGGCAGACUCACAGCGGGGAGGUGGAGGGAAUGAGAGCCGAAGUGUCGAGGCUGACCGCUGAGCUGCACCAACGUGACGUCACCAUCGCCGCACUGAAAGGCUCCUCGUCCAGCAUCAAGCAGCAGCUCUGUGGUGAGGUGGAGCGAGCUGAGCAGAAGGCGUCUGAGCUGAAAAUGAUUCAGGCACAGCUGGAGACUCUACAGACUGAGAACCAGCACCUGAAGGGUCUGCUGCAGCGGCUGGAGUCUCAGUCACCAAAGGAGAGCACCACACGCUGUGAAGGGGAGAUCCAAAACCUCUUCAAUCAGCUGCACACGCUGUCCCAUUCCUCUGGAGAGCAACGCUGUAACCAGGCCCCAGACAUCAGGCCACAUUCAGCAGCAUCCUCCUCCUCCUCCGCCUCCGCCUCCGCUUCCUCCUCUUCAGGAAGCGUGAGACUGACCAGGAGAAACUCGGUGCCAGCCCUGACUCCAGAUGAGGCUCCUGCUGAGGGGCAAAGCUCCGGCUCCGAAGCCUCUUUGGCCCUCGUGUCGACGGAAAAGAUCACACCCUCUCCCUCCCCAGUG
This is a messenger RNA of Plectropomus leopardus (leopard coralgrouper), 1531 nucleotides long. NCBI's taxonomy places the organism in Eukaryota, Metazoa, Chordata, Actinopteri, Perciformes, Serranidae. The record is from RefSeq and is a predicted model, not a curated record.